This is a messenger RNA of Suncus etruscus (white-toothed pygmy shrew), 2226 nucleotides long. Its product is annotated as transmembrane ascorbate-dependent reductase CYB561. The transcript is spliced from 5 exons. The coding region runs from base 69 to 830 and encodes 253 amino acids. The record is from RefSeq and is a predicted model, not a curated record. Lineage: Eukaryota; Metazoa; Chordata; Mammalia; Eulipotyphla; Soricidae. Gene Ontology annotation, molecular function: oxidoreductase activity. Gene Ontology annotation, cellular component: lysosomal membrane.
AUAGUCUGGGUGGGGGCUAUUCUUUUGGGGAUACUUACUGAAUCCCAUGUCUCUGCCUUUCCCACAGCAUGGAGAGCCCAGCCAGCACAGCCCCUGUCCCCAGAGCACUGCCCUACUUCGUGGCCUUCUCCCAGCUGCUGGGCCUGACUGUGGUGGCCACCACUGGUGCCUGGCUGGGCAUGUACCGUGGUGGCAUCGCCUGGGCGAGCUCGCUACAGUUCAACGUGCACCCGCUCUGCAUGGUCAUCGGCCUGAUUUUCCUGCAGGGUGAUGCCCUGCUGGUGUACCGGGUCUUCAGGAACGAGACCAAACGCACGACCAAAGUUCUGCAUGGGCUGCUGCAUGUCCUGGCCUUGAUCAUCGCCCUAGUGGGUCUGGUGGCAGUGUUUGACUACCACCGGAAGAAGGGCUACCCCGAUCUGUAUAGCCUGCACAGCUGGUGUGGCCUCCUGGUCUUCGUGCUUUACUUCAUGCAGUGGCUUGUGGGCUUUAGCUUCUUCCUGUUCCCUGGAGCCUCCUUCUCGCUACGGAGCCGCUACCGGGCCCAGCACAUCUUCUUCGGGGCCACCAUCUUCCUAUUCUCGGUGGGCACCGCUCUGCUAGGCCUGAAGGAGGCGCUGCUGUUCAAGCUGGGGACCAAGUACAGCACCUUUGAGCCUGAGGGCGUGCUGGGCAACGUGCUGGGCCUGCUACUGGUGGCCUUCAGCCUGGCUGUGCUCUACGCCCUGACACGCAGCGACUGGCGUCGGCCGGCCCACGAGGAGGAGCAGGCUCUGUCCAUGGACUUCAAGACGCUGACAGAGGGCGACAGCCCUGGCUCUUCCCAGUGAGGCACCCCUGCCCCACCACACUGAGGUUCCGGGAGGGGCCUCACACUGGUUCUGAGGGCCUCGCCAGGCACCCUUUCCGUCCCCCUCCUUGUGGUCCCGUCUGUGUCCCUGUCACCCUUCAGAUGGAGAAGUUGGGGUCAAGCUUUGGGUGGUGGGUGCUGGUGGCAGAGUGCAGGUUCCUAAGGAAGGGAGAGACCUGGGUUGGAUUUGGGGCCAGAGGGGCAGCAGGCAGCAGGAACCCUGGGCCUGGGCCACAGGCCUUGCACAGACUUCUGCCACACCAAGUCCAGAUAUGAAGCUUCUGGGUAGGUCAGACAGGUCCUUGGCAGUUGAGCAAAUGAUACCAUAUGUCAAGUAUGCUGGCUGGGACAGGCUUUCCCGAGAGGGGCGGGCCUGGCAGGCAGCUUUGCAUGUGGCUUCGGCUACUCAUUCCUUGUGCAACCCUCUCGGGAGUCUCAGGACUGCAGCUCAUGGACACUGAGAUGGAGGAUUCUAGCCUGAGUGAGGCUGCUAUGUUCCAGGAUCUCCUGCUAUUCCCCACCCCUACCCCCAUCUCAUACUGCCUGACCCACCCCUGCUGGCCCCAGGACAGGCAGGCUCUCGGCUCAUUCAGGUCGGCUGGCUCUGCUCUGACCCUUGGUGAGGACUCAGGCCAUUUUAUCUCCCCCCUUGUUUUUUCCUUUUCUAAACAAAAGCUGUUGUGGUUUCCUUUGUGUGGGGUGGAGCCACCUGCCCCUGUUUCUUCCCAUCUUGGGAGCAUCCCCACCUCCAGGCCCCAGGAAGUGAGGCAGGCGGAGUGACCCUUCCCUAGAGUGUGUUAGCUGAGUUGCUCUUGGCUUUUGUCUAGAAAUAGCAAAAUUAGAGCAUUGAUCUUGUGCCUCUCGGAUUUGGCCAAUGUUCACUUCCUGCUUUCCUUGUUUUCUGGGUUCUGGGGAGCAUGACAGUUUUGAAACAGACUCAGCUUUGCUUCACGAAGCAAUGAAGAACAUUUCCAAAUCACACAAUUCCUUCAGGAUUGCCUUUCCAUACCCCAAUAUUGCCUUAGAGGAAGGGGCUGGUCUCCUGCGCUGCCAUGUGCCUCUGUGGGGGUCCAGCCGGGCUGCCCCACCCCAGGUGACCUGUGGGCACUGGGUGCGAGCUGCUGGUUCCCCAAGGGCCAGGCCUCGUCCAUCCCUUUGCCUUGCACCCACCCGAACCUCAGAUGUUUACAUGUGGGAACUCCACCUUGGACAAACUUCCAGAGUACGACGUGCAUUGUGCCAGGACAAGAAGCUGUUCUGUUUGCCCGUGUGAGGCCCGGAAGGCUGAUUUGUAUUUAUUUUAUUUUGCUUGUGGCCACUCCUCUGUGCAACGUGUUGUUGGUGCAAUUGAUGAUCCAAUAAAUGUCUGCAGCAGA